Molecule: messenger RNA, 1699 nt
Organism: Saprolegnia parasitica CBS 223.65
Lineage: Eukaryota; Oomycota; Saprolegniomycetes; Saprolegniales; Saprolegniaceae
Exons: 1
Coding region: 16-1629 (537 amino acids)
Biological process (GO): transmembrane transport
Cellular component (GO): plasma membrane
Molecular function (GO): antiporter activity; xenobiotic transmembrane transporter activity
Source: RefSeq, a predicted model, not a curated record
CCACGAACAAGUAGCAUGGCGACCGAGAAGUCCAAGCUCCUCAACCCGGCCGUGGGCCUCGGCGGCAUGAUUCCCGUCAAGCAAGAACUCCGCGAGCUCACGAGCAUGGCGCUCCAGCUCUCGCUGCGGCAAAUGGUGCGCCAGGUCAUGACGAUCACGGACGCGGCGUUCCAGGGCCACAUUGGCACCAAGCAGCUCGCCGGUGUCGCGCUUGCGGGCAUGUGGAUGGGCGUGCCCUCGGCCUUCAUCCAGUUUGCGAUCCAAGCGAUUUCGACGCUCUGCAGUCAGGCGUACGGCGCCGGCAACAACUCGCUCGUCGGCACGUGGCUCCAGACGUCGAUCGUCUUUGCGGUGGUUGGCGCGAUUCCCGUCAUGAUUUGGUACAUGUUUGUCGGCGAGAUGAUCGCGCUGACGAUGGACGACCCCGAGACCGUCAUGUACGGCUCGGAGUUUGCGCGCAUCAUGGCCAUCGGCCUCAUCCCGCAGUACAUUUACGGCUGCCUCACAACCUACUUUGCGACGCUUGGCGUGAUCAUGCCGGCGACGAUCUGCAGCUGCUUUACGAUGCUCCUCAACAUCUUCUUCAACCAGCUCUUCAUUUACGGCUGGGACGGCUUUGGCGGCUUUGGCUUUAUCGGCUCGCCGCUCGCGACCGUCGCCAGUACGUGCGUCCAGCUUCUCCUCUUUGUGCUCUACACGAUCGUGUGGCAAAAGUACCAUCAAAACUUCUGGGCCGGCUGGUCGUGGGACUGCGUCAAGAAGGAGCGCGUCCAGGUCUUCCUCGCGCUCGCGAUUCCGAUGGGUGCCUCGAGUGUCGUGGACUGGGCCUCGGCCACGCUCGCCGGUGCCUUCUCGGGCUACCUCGGCCCUAACAUUGCGGCUGCCCAAGCUGUCCUCAACGGCCUCUUUGGUGUCGUCAACUCGUGCGUCAACGGCUUUAGCAUGUCGACGCAGAUUCGCAUGUCGCGCUACCUUGGCCAAGGCAGCGCGGAAGGUGCGAAGCGCGUGCUCCUGAUUGGGUCGACGAUCGUCAUGAGCUGCUCGUUUGUGCUGUUGCUGGUCGUGCUUCCGUUCCGUCGCGAGCUCUUCAGCGUCUGGAGCAAUGACCCGAUCAUCAUCGACAUGUGCUCGGACGUCAUUGUCGUCUUUGUCAUUUGCAUCCUCGUCGCCUUCUCGCGCUUCCUUCUCACGUCGUGCUUGAACGCACUCUCGAUGGCCAACCUCAACUUGAUCGCCAACAACAUUGCGUCCUGGUGCGUCUACGUGCCGCUGAGCUACCUCCUCCCGAUCACGCUCGGGUGGGGCCUCGACGGCUUCUGGUGGGCCGACACGCUCGGUGAGCUCCUCAAGGCCAUCAUUCUCUUCUGGGGCGUCCUGCGCGUCGACUGGCACGACGCGGCCGACCAGGCCCAGUGCGCCGCCGAGGCCAAGGACGUCGAUGAUGAUGAAAAGCGCGAGCUCGACACGCUCAAGAACGAGGCCAUGGCGCCGACGCCGCCGAGCUUCAAGAGCCCCGCGGCGCUCGGCCUGAGCUCGACGCCGGGACGCACGCCCAACCGCACGAUGCAGCGCCGCGCCGCGGAGCUGACGCCCAAGGUCAAGCGUACCUCGAGCAACGUUCAGGUCUAAUAAUUGUUGGUGAUAAGUGCAACAUAAAACUCAACCGUUGAUAAUUCUACGCUCUCGUCUUGUGAUCCAC